CAUUUUACAAACUCCAAAACCUGAAACAAAAUUUUAAAAAAAGCAAAACAAGUUUUUUUGAAAAGCACUAAAAUGCAAAUGUAUCAAUGAGACUCAUUGUGUCCAUAUGUGAUAAAGACUGAAAACUGUUAUUUUUUUAUGUCUGUUGUUCACAGCUUUGACAAAGAUGGAAGUAGUAAUGUUGAAACAUGCCACUUGUAUAUUUCAGCAAUGUGCGAGUUAAAAAAUUAAAUAAACUUUAGUCUAAAGUGCAAAGUUUGGAUGCUGUUUUGGGAGACUUUUGCUUUUAACAUUGUUAAUUUUCUAUAGCUUAAAAUGUAUGAUGCUUAACCACAAAGUUUUCCAGUUGCAUAAAUUCACAUUUAGUCAAACACAUAGUCCUCAUUUCCAUGUAGUUGAUUGUUUUUUUGUAGUAUAGCUCAACGUAAAUUGGCUCGUUGAGAUGGUGCUAUUCUCAGUACGUUUUCCAUAAUUAUGUCACAUAGUCGGAGUGAACGUUUGGAUAAUUUGGAGUAUUGGAGACUGACCUGAAAACUGUCAGGUCAGUCUCCAACACUGAGGAUCAGAGACGGUGAUGUGUCUCCGUGCAUCUAAAACUUUGUCUUCCUGAAGCAGAGGAGAGGGGUGGGAGCCACGCUGAAUAAUGUAUUCAUGCUUGGGUAGUGUACUCACCACAGAGUGAAUAAUGGAUGAUCCCAUCACAGGUAACCUCACAGGCGCACACUUAUCUUUCUCUUACCGACACCCGUGUGUGAGCGUGUAUGUGUGUGAGCAAAUCAUGUGUGAAUAAAUGAAAGAAAUCAAGUACAGCAGUUUAAAUUUGUACCAAUCUAUUCUUAUUCUCUUUAAACUUUUAAUAGCUCUGGUGUCUUUUUGCCGCGUUAGCUCGUUUUUGUGUCUGGUGAUUGUGAUACCGACGUCUAUCCAGAUAUUUUACAUCACUAUGAAGCUCCUCUUACAUAAAAGUCGGUGUGGUGUUUCAUGUCAAACCGUGCCUUACUAAAGUACCGUUUCCCCUUAAACCUUUUCACCUAUUCAUUCACUACAACCACAAACUUCAAUAACUUUAUUAGGAUUUCAUGUAAAAGACCAAAACAAGAUUGUGAAUAACUGUAACGGGGAUCUGAAACAAUUUUUCUUCUUCUUACUUUUUGUUUUACAAGUAGAAAUUUGAGUUGCGGCUUCUGAGGUGUUUUCCUUGCAGGAUCGCCUUGCAUGUUUAUCCAUCCGUUUCCCCAUGAACUCUUACCAGCAUCCCUGCCUCUACCGCCAAGUUUCAAGGUCGCCAAUGUUUGCUCAGUUUGUUGUGCUUCUGCCACACUGCGUUUUUCACGCAGGCCACAUGUUUGCCACUGUUGUAAAUUUUUUUAGUGCUCAAUAAAAAGUCGUCCAAUCGACAGAUAUUCUACCUGAGCUGUGGAUCUCUGCACCUCCUCCAAAGCUUCCUCUGAGCUGCACUGUUUUCAUUUUGUGAAGCUGAAUUGGAUAAAUUGGUAAAAUGCUCAACGCAGGCACAAGAUGUACUGACUGCAGGUUCGUGGGAAGGAGGAACUAUGUUCACAUGUAGCGAUCAGAUUCUGGCCUGGUGUCACAUUUCUGUGAGCGGGUGGCUGGAAUUUGAGAUCACGCUGUUGCGUCUGCCUGAUUGUCCAUUCUUUGUGAAGGAGUGCUAAAAUGUCAUUACACGCGACACAGAAGCAGCUUCUGGAAACACAGUUUUGAUCUCUGGCCUGAACAUCUCCGGAUCUCCAGACGGGACAGGAAGCGACCCAUUUAAGACCAUCACCGCAGCUGCCAUCGAUAUGCAAAGUGUUUUAGGUCGCCCAUCGGGGAGGCAUAUCCACUGACAGGCACAUUAUUACUCAUUGGCCACACUUCCGGAGAUUGUGUUUCAGGCGUUAGGGAGCUCCCGAGUCAUCCUCCAGGCGUUUAUGUCACUUGUGCGUGCUUCUGUGUCUGUCUGCCAUCGGAGGAGAGGCCACUCACCUGCAGGGAGAGAGAGGACACUGAGGACCUGGAAGGGGUCUCUGCUGCAUGAGAAGAACGGGAAACCGUGCACAUCGACUGCCAAAAGAUGUCACACCAAACUGGGAUUAUCGCUACAGCCGAGCUCAAACAGUUCUUGGCUCAAGCGAGAAGAGGUUCCAUCAGAAUAAUGAAGAUCAUAAUCAGCAAUGAGGAGCUGGUGUUGGAUUCGUUCAGAGAGCCGGUGCAGAGCUGGGACCAAGACUACGAUCAGUUUGUGCUUCCUCUUCUCACGCCUCAGGAGCCCUGCUACAUUCUUUACCGCCUGGAUUCCCAGAAUGCACAGGGAUACGAGUGGACAUUCAUCGCAUGGUCACCUGACCAGUCACCAGUGAGGCAGAAGAUGAUGUACGCUGCGACCCGUGCCACACUGAAGAAAGAGUUUGGAGGAGGUCACAUCAGAGACGAAAUGUUCGGCACAGUCGAGGACGAUCUGUGCUUUCAGGGAUACAUGCGCCACCGUUCCUCCUGCUCCUCUCCAGCUCCUCUGACAUCGGCCGAGCAGGAACUACAACGGAUCAAAAUCACAGAGGAUAAAGUUGUCUGGGAUGAACGGAGAAGAAUUGGAACCCCAACGGCGCGAGCGAGGGUCACAAUGGAGUUUGGUUUAGACAAGAGAGCACAGACUCUUCAGGGUCUCGCGUUCCCUUUACAGGAAGAUGCCAAACGAGCUCUGCAGCAGCUCAAGCACAAACGCAUCAACUACAUCCAGCUGAGGCUGGAUGUAGAAAGAGAGACGAUUGAGCUGGUUCACACCAAACCCACAGAAACCCACGAGCUUCCCUUCAGGAUCCCCACAGACUCCCCACGAUAUCACUUCUUUGUCUUCAAGCAUUCCCAUCAAGACCAGCUGCAUGAGGCGCUGGUGUUCAUAUACUCGAUGCCUGGCUACACCUGUAGUAUCAAGGAGCGGAUGCUGUACUCCAGCUGUAAGAACCGGUUACUGGACGAGGUGGAGCGAGACUACCAGCUGGAAGUCACCAAGAAGAUGGAAAUAGAUAGCGGCGACGGUCUGACAGAAGACUUCCUGUACGAGGAGGUGCACCCAAUGGAGCACACCCUGAAGCAGGCCUUCGCUAAGCCCCGAGGCCCAGGAGGGAAGAGGGGCAACAAGCGCCUCAUCAAGGAAACAGGAGAGAACGGGGAGGAAAAUUAGACAUUGCACCCAUUAAUCAUAUCCACAGAAAUUUAGAAAUGUUGAAGAAAUGAUCUUCUGUUUCACUACUAACCUUCAGGCCACUGAUUCUCUAUUUUUAUUUCAAUACAAAGUUUUUAAAGUGAAACUGAAUGAAAUGUAGCUCUCAGAUACAUUUCCCUCCCCAUCUGAAUCUUCUGCUGUCAACACACAGCCAAGGUUUUUACACAUCAAACAUCUGAAACUGAAUAUUACCGCUAACUAUAUAUUUAACCCCAAUUUGGCCUGUUGUUAAUGUUGGUGCAGCAUAUUUGUGGAAAUUUGAAGGCCUUUAAAGAUGUACAGUACACUCAAUAGUUAUUGUUAACCGUGCAGGAAACCUUGCAGCAAAUCAAUCUUUUAUCUCAGUAGUAGGAGAAAACAAACAAACUUUAAUUUUAUUACAUUUAUUCAGUGGAGAAACACAGCUGGAUAUAACUAACCCCACACUGCUUGUGUAAAAUAAAUGCUAUGAAAGCAUAUUUUCUACUCAAUGUUUCAAGUUUGUUAGACAUGUAGGAACCUUUAAUCAGCAAUCAAUAACAUCCUGUAUUCCUUUGGUAUAAAUAUAUUGUAACACAGAAGUAAAUUUUUCCUUAGCCUCUCUUCAAAACUACAAAGACACUAAAGUGUUUUUUUCUUAUCCUCCAAGUCAAAAUGUCGCCAUAAUUGUAGAUCUAAUUGGUUUUUAUAAUGUGCACCUGAUGUGAUCCCACUGUGACUGAUUUUUCAUUAUCUCUCCAAAAACAAAACACAUAAAUAAAAAUGUACAAAAGUUUAAAACAACUGCAAAUGGCUGAAAGAUGAUCUAGGCUUAUCUCGUCAUCAUGCACAGAGAGCAGGAAAUUAAGGAAGGAAAAAAUAAAUCUCUUAAGCUCUUGCGGUCACCAAAUCUCCGUGGCAACCAUUAGAUGCUAUCUGCAUGCCAACUGGUGGUUUGGGAGACACGCUGAGAAAAAAAGUCUUUUCUCUCCUCACGUCCUAAUUGUAAAUCGGUGGAGUUUGCUAAACGCCGCCUGAGCUUUGACUGGUAAGAUGAGACAAUAUUGAGCUUUUCAAGAACAAAUACUUUUGUCUGAUGUAAAACAAAGGAAGAAAACGUGGGAAAGUCCCUCACUGCUAAGCACGGUGUAGCCUUGUGCUGCUGCGGGAUUGUCUAUCUUCAAAAGGCCUGGAGAAUCUUGUCAGAAUGCACAACAAGAUGAACUCUUUGAAGAGUUUAAAUAAGAGCCACACAUUUAAAUUAGUUGUCAUUACAUCUUUCAGUAGCUUAAGGAGCCAGAUCAACACAGACAUUGUUUGUAAGACACUAAACAACCUGCCUUUCCUUGGUAAUCUACAUUCCUAGAUGGAUGAUCUACGUCAUGAAGAUUGUGCAAAGAGGAACGGUCAAAGAUUAACAACAGGGUUGGCAGUUAGUGAGGACUGGCGACUGAAAAAUAAGAAAAAAUAUCAAAAACAUUGAGUUUUUCCUCCUUCCUGGAAUAGCUGUAGUUCCAAAGGCUUGUCCUACUUUCUGCGUUUUCUGUAAAAUAUUUAUUUCUCUGGGUCUGCAUCACCAUGAGACAGAUUUUUGUAAAACAUGACAAUUGCUAGUUUAAUUAAUAAUUAAUUUAUCUUGGUAGCAGACUGUGCAGACACCGUGACAAGAAAUGUUGCAGUGAUUUCCAAAAUACAGAAACGUCUGUCUGCAGUUUAUGAAUUAAAUUGUUAGUAUUAAAAUAAUAAAACAAAUCUACAUUUUAAUUUCAGGGACACAUAAAAAAGAUGGCAAACUGUUGCAGAUUCUGGUUGAAAGAUUUCAGCACUGUUAAUGGCUAAUAUUCACUUCUAAACCCCAGAACUCGUGAUUUCAACACACACUUGUCAGGUUGUUCUCAAUUAAUGGAACCACACUGGUGUGGGUCAGGUCCAGUGGGAUUUUUCCAGUUGGAAAAACUGCUGAAGUCCUGGAAAACAUGCAGCAAAAGCAGCAAAGAAGAGAACCUGGUCACAGUGACAUGGUGAUGUUUCACAAGAUGGCGCUUUGCUCUUUAAAAUCUCGGACUAAAAAAUUCUUUGGAGAUUUCUUUAAACUAAUCAGAGGCGCUAUUAUGAAAAUUUGGGAAAAACAAUCUGAUUCAAAUGAAAACCUUGCCUGGGGGUUUCUUUAUUUUUCCCCAAAACUUUCUAUUGCUUUGCUGAAAUAAUUGAUUCCCUUCUCUUAUUUUAAGCCCCAGAAAACCAACCUAAAGCACAGAUUUUUAACAUCUUUUUGCAAACAGUUUUAAAUUAUUGAAGCAUUUUUCCUGUGAUGUAAAUGUGUUUUGAUUGAA
Molecule: messenger RNA, 5514 nt
Organism: Xiphophorus maculatus (southern platyfish)
Lineage: Eukaryota; Metazoa; Chordata; Actinopteri; Cyprinodontiformes; Poeciliidae
Product: WD repeat-containing protein 82-like
Exons: 12
Coding region: 2075-3181 (368 amino acids)
Biological process (GO): actin filament depolymerization; barbed-end actin filament capping; positive regulation of neuron projection development
Cellular component (GO): actin filament; myofibril; cytoplasm
Molecular function (GO): chromatin binding; actin monomer binding; actin filament binding
Source: RefSeq, a predicted model, not a curated record